Molecule: messenger RNA, 681 nt
Organism: Radiomyces spectabilis
Lineage: Eukaryota; Fungi; Mucoromycota; Mucoromycetes; Mucorales; Radiomycetaceae
Product: 2-deoxyglucose-6-phosphate phosphatase
Exons: 3
Coding region: 1-681 (226 amino acids)
Molecular function (GO): beta-phosphoglucomutase activity; sugar-phosphatase activity
Source: RefSeq, a predicted model, not a curated record
AUGAGUCGAUCGCCAUCCCAAGGAUUCCGUUGUAAAGCUUUUGUAUUUGACCUUGACGGUACUUUAAUUGAUACCACUCCUCUUGUCAUAAAGCACUGGCGCGAUUUCGCCAAUGAGCAUGACCUCGAUCCUGAAAAGAUUUUGGAGAGCUCCCACGGUCGUCGUACAAUUGAGACCAUUGCUCGCUGGGUUCCAGAAUUGGCCACACCCGAGGUUGUAGCGGAAAUGGAACGCAAGGUCGCUGAUCAAACGGAAGGUGUCAGCAUCUUACCUGGUGUGCGCAACUUGCUAGAUAAAAUUCCACAGAACCGAAUCGCCGUCUGUACGGCUGGCACUGAAUAUAUGGCAACCACUCGUCUAAAGCAAUGCGAGAUUACCCUUCCCAAAGUGAUGGCUACGGGCGACAGGGUAACUCAUGGCAAGCCUCAUCCGGAGAGCUAUUUAUUGGCCGCCCACGAACUGGGAUAUGCACCUGAAGAUUGCCUCGUGUUUGAAGAUGCCCCUGCCGGUGUCAAGUCUGGACGAGCAGCUGGAAUGCAAGUCAUUGCAUGCACGACGACGCACAGUGCCGAAGAACUUCGGGAAAGUGGAGCGACAAAGAUUGUUCAAUUUUUGUCUGAUGUGGAAAUCGUUCCCUUGCCUGACGGUAAUUUUGAAGUCUUGGUGAGCAAUGCUUUGUGA